Molecule: messenger RNA, 709 nt
Organism: Schizophyllum commune H4-8
Lineage: Eukaryota; Fungi; Basidiomycota; Agaricomycetes; Agaricales; Schizophyllaceae
Product: acyl carrier protein
Exons: 6
Coding region: 174-563 (129 amino acids)
Biological process (GO): fatty acid biosynthetic process
Cellular component (GO): mitochondrion
Molecular function (GO): acyl carrier activity; acyl binding
Source: RefSeq, a predicted model, not a curated record
GAACGCGACGCCAUGCUUCAUGGCGGCGGGAGCGACUCUGCAAAUUCCGCACGGGCGGGCUGGCGGGGCGGAACAGCCGGGGCUGAUCGUGCUGACUAAGCAGUGUCGCGCCUGGAAUUUCGCGUUCCCGACUGGCUCACGUCUUGCUCAGCCCGUCUUGACCUCUGCCAACCAUGUCCUUCGUCCGCGCCGCCGUUCGCUCCGCCUCCACCGUUGCUGCCCGCCGUCCGUGGACUGCCGCGGCCGUCCCCCGGGCGCGCCAGAUGCCCCGCUUCCCCGUCUUCCGCAUCGCGCCGUACUCGUCCGGCGGUAGCCUCACCAAGGACACCAUCCAGUCGCGUGUUCUCGACGUGCUCAAGAGCUUCGAGAAGGUCGACCCGGCAAAGUUGACGCCGACUGCCUCUUUCGCAAACGACCUCGGGCUGGACAGCCUGGACGCUGUCGAGGUCGUCAUGUCUAUUGAAGAGGAGUUCGGUAUCGAAAUCCCUGACGCGGAGGCUGACGCCAUUACCACUGUCGGCCAAGCAAUUGACUACAUUGCCAAGACGCCUGAGGCUGCAUGAACGUCAUGACGCGUCUAUGAGUCCCCUACGAGUCUUGAAUCCCUCACGCUGAAAAAGUGGUCUGGGAGGUGGCAUACCUGCCGACAGUAGUUCAAGCGCGUACCUACGUAAACAGCAAUAUAGCACGUCCGGCUGCAUGCACUCCA